AUGCCGUGGCGGGGGGCGGUGUGCACAGAGAAGCCAACAGAGCAGUAAGCGCAGCAGGAGCGUGGAAGAUGACAAGGAAGGUCACCUGGUGUGCAGGAUCGGCGAUUGGCUUCAAGAGCGAUGUACAGUCACCUCUCGUAAAACUUUACCUCUCUACUUUUAUCCCUGGGUUAGAGCAGAUCUCUCGGUUGGUACUGGAGGGGUCUCUAGUGCUUUGUUUACCGACCAGUAAUUUGCACAAGGCAGAGUAUAGACACUUGAGUUUUAACGAGUGUAGCAGUGAGAGACAUUGUUUUGUUUGCUUUGAUGUGCUAUUGCUGUGAAUUGCAGGAGCUCAGCUCUGGCCAAGCCCCUGAGGUUCACAGGGGUUUCUGUUUUCUCUCCUAGAUGAAAUUGUUGGCAGCCUUGGGGAAGGCACUUUUGGCAAAGUGGUGGAGUGUGUGGACCAUGCCAGAGGCAAGUCCCAGGUGGCACUGAAAAUCAUAAAAAACGUUGGAAAAUACCGGGAAGCAGCCAGGCUGGAGAUCAAUGUCCUGAAAAAAAUCAAGGAGAAGGACAAGGAGAACAAAUUCCUGUGUGUCCUGAUGUCAGACUGGUUCAACUUCCACGGCCACAUGUGCAUUGCCUUUGAGCUCCUGGGCAAGAACACCUUUGAGUUCCUGAAGGAGAACAACUUCCAGCCAUACCCUCUCCCUCAGAUCCGGCACAUGGCCUACCAGCUCUGCCAUGCCCUGAAAUUUUUACAUGACAACCAGUUGACUCACACUGACCUCAAGCCAGAAAACAUCUUGUUUGUCAACUCGGAUUUUGACACCCUGUACAAUGAGAAUAAGGACUGUGAGGAGAAGUCCAUCCGGAACACGAGCAUCCGCGUGGCAGACUUUGGCAGUGCCACCUUUGACCACGAGCACCACACCACCAUCGUGGCCACCCGGCACUACCGGCCCCCAGAAGUCAUCCUGGAGCUGGGCUGGGCACAGCCAUGUGAUGUCUGGAGUACUGGCUGCAUUCUCUUCGAGUAUUACCGUGGCUUCACGCUCUUUCAGACCCACGAGAAUCGUGAGCAUCUUGUCAUGAUGGAGAAAAUCCUUGGGCCACUUCCAUCUCACAUGGUGCACAAAACUCGGAAGCAGAAGUAUUUCCACAAUGGCAACCUGGUAUGGGAUGAGAACACGUCCGAUGGGAGAUACGUCCAGGAGAACUGCAAGCCCCUGCAGACAUACAUGCUGCAUGACUCCCUGGAGCAUGCUCAGCUCUUCGACCUGAUGAGGAGGAUGUUGGAAUUCGACCCUUCCCAGAGGAUCACGUUCUCAGAGGCUCUCCUCCAUCCCUUUUUUGCUGGGCUCUCCACAGAGGAAAGGAUGCUGUGUGGGCGUGGAGCCAGCAGGGACCUGAGCAGAUGA
Acanthisitta chloris (rifleman) is the source of this 1403-nucleotide messenger RNA. It is a transcript of the gene CLK3, whose product is annotated as CDC-like kinase 3. The transcript is spliced from 9 exons. Gene Ontology annotation, biological process: protein phosphorylation. Lineage: Eukaryota; Metazoa; Chordata; Aves; Passeriformes; Acanthisittidae. The record is from RefSeq and is a predicted model, not a curated record. Gene Ontology annotation, molecular function: ATP binding; protein kinase activity. Bases 585 to 1403 code for a protein of 272 amino acids.